AUGAUUAGCCUUCAACGUUUGGACAUCAAUAGAUGUCGUUCACUCCGACAUUUGCCGUGUGGAAUCGAGAAACUAACUAGUCUUCGAAUGCUUCCACAAUUUCCUGUUGGUAAGGAGAGAGGGGCCAAAAUAAGUGAAUUGGGGGAUUUAAAUCUUCUUGAGGGGAAGUUGAUGAUACAAGGACUUAAGAAUGUUGGAGGUUUAAGUGAGGCCAAGAGUGCCAAUCUCAUAUGCAAAACAAAUCUGUCGAAUUUGUGGUUAGACUGGUUGGAAAAUUAUACAAAAGAAUCAUAUACACCAGAAAUGUUUCCAUACAUGGAAGAGGUUCUUGAGGGAUUAGAGCCAAAUCCAUCUUUAGAGAUAUUGAAAAUGCGUAGUUACAUGGGAAAGACCAUUUCUCCAAGUUGGAUGGACAAUUUGAGGAAUUUGGUUGAAAUUGGUUUCUAUGGGUGUCAUAACUGCGAGCAUAUUCCACCACUUGGGAGACUCCCUAGUCUUAGGGUUAUUCACUUGUCGUCCAUGCAUUCUUUGAAGUGUUUUCAUGCUGACGAUAUAAACAUGUCAGCAGACAACAACGAUAUGUUUAUUAGUUUACAAAGAUUAGAGAUCAGCUGGUGUGGGGAAUUAAUUUCUUUACCAGAUAAUCUUCCAAAACUGGAGUGGUUUGAUGAAUCUGGACCUGAUGACGAUGACGAUGACGAUGACGAGGACGAGGACGUGGACGAGGACGAUAACGAUGACGAUGACGAGGACGUGGACGUGGACGAGGACGAGGACGAUGACGAUGACGAUGACGAUGACGAUGACGAGGACGAGGACGUGGACGAGGACGAGGACGAGGACGAUGACGAGGACGAGGACGGCGAUGAGGACGGUGAUGAUGAGAUUAAUGAAUGA
Messenger RNA from Helianthus annuus (common sunflower), 897 nucleotides. Its product is annotated as acidic leucine-rich nuclear phosphoprotein 32 family member B-like. NCBI's taxonomy places the organism in Eukaryota, Viridiplantae, Streptophyta, Magnoliopsida, Asterales, Asteraceae. Bases 1 to 897 code for a protein of 298 amino acids. The record is from RefSeq and is a predicted model, not a curated record. The transcript has 2 exons.